Molecule: messenger RNA, 1501 nt
Organism: Brassica oleracea var. oleracea
Lineage: Eukaryota; Viridiplantae; Streptophyta; Magnoliopsida; Brassicales; Brassicaceae
Exons: 7
Coding region: 1-1347 (448 amino acids)
Source: RefSeq, a predicted model, not a curated record
AUGUCUGUGGAGAGAUCUUUAGAAGCUUGGGAAGAGGUUCAGCGACACGGGCAAGACUUAGCCGACCGACUCGCUCAGGGGUUCACGGGCUUGAUUCAAAUCAACCCUCCUUCGUUUCCGUGGCCGAGCCAUCAGAAACUGAAGCUAUUCGAUCUCGAGUUCUCUCCUCAGCAGUUCUCGAACCAGCCCAUCAAUGGCGGCGUCGAGGCUAUUCUCGAUAUCGGGAACAAGAUUGGUCAGAUUGGCCAGGCUGGUGUUGAUUUCGGCUCCGGGUUGAACGUGAUGGUUCAUCAGUUCUUCAGGAGGCUGCCCUUGCCGUUUAGACACGAGGAUAGCGUGUCUGUUUCUAUGAGCCGUGGAGUUUAUGUAGACACAAAAGAUGAGUCGAGGCUUUCUAAGACAGAUACUGUCUCCUCUGCUGCUAUGUCUGAGGAGAGGGUGACAGAGUUUGAUUUGAGUACCGCUGGAUUACUUAGGAGACCAAAGGGAACGGUUGAGUUUUCGACAAGUUAUGAAAGUAGAACAAGUGGUAUGGAACAUUCAUUAGCAGCCAGGGGAGAUCUUUGGAGAGUAGAAGCUUCUUCAUCAAGUUCAGCUGCAAGAGAUGACAGUUCCUCUCUCUUUCUUCUCCAGCUUGGACCGCUGCUGUUUCUGCGCGAUUCGACUCUUCUUUUGCCCCUUCAUUUAUCAAAGCAACACUUGCUCUGGUAUGGUUAUGAUAGAAAGAAAGGUAUGCAUUCGCUUUGUCCAGCUUUGUGGUCAAAGCAUAGAAGAUGGCUUAUGAUGUCAAUGAUCUGCCUCAAUCCUUUAGCUUGCUCAUUUGUAGAUUUGCAGUUCCCAAAUGGGCAGUUAACGUAUGUUUCUGGUGAGGGAUUAACAACAAGUGUCUUUGUUCCUUUGUGUGGCGGUCUUCUUCAAGCGCAAGGUCAAUAUCCAGGAGAUAUGAGGUUUAGUUUCUCUUGCAAGACUAAACAAGGAACAAGAAUCACACCAAUGGUGAACUGGCCUGACAAAUCGUAUGGAGUAGGUGUUUCUCAAGCCUUGGCUUGGCGUAAGUCCGGUCUCAUGAUGAAACCGGCAAUUCAACUUAGUGUGUGCACUACAUACGGUGGAAGCAAUCCCGGGACGAAAACCGAACUUAUUCACUCGCUGAAUGAUAACAUCAACAUGAUUUGUGGCUGUGCAAUGACGGCUCAUCCUUCAGCGUUUGCAUCUGUUUCCUUUGGUCGGUCAAAGUGGAAUGGGAACAUUGGUCGGACCGGAAUAGUUGUUAGAGUUGAUACUCCACUUGCAAGUGUUGCUCAACCUUCUUUCUCAAUCCAGCUUAACAAUGCUUUUGAGUUCUGAAGUAAACUUGUUAAAAUAAUGUUUUGGCUUCACGAUGUUAAAGUUGUAUAUAGUAAAAAAAAACUAGGAUGUUAAAGUUGUAUAUAGUAAAAAAAAAUUAGAACUCAGUAAACCAAAAGAGAAAUAACAAAACUUAAAAGAAAUUCUAUAGUGG